This is a messenger RNA of Pleurotus ostreatus (oyster mushroom), 1056 nucleotides long. RefSeq lists its product as uncharacterized. The record is from RefSeq and is a predicted model, not a curated record. Lineage: Eukaryota; Fungi; Basidiomycota; Agaricomycetes; Agaricales; Pleurotaceae. The coding region runs from base 1 to 1056 and encodes 351 amino acids. The transcript is spliced from 5 exons.
AUGGCCUCCUUACCGCCAUUCCUCUCUCAGUACAUCGAAGGGAUUCAUCCUUGCCUGAAUUUCAUCGUGAUCGGGGCAGCAUGGUCCGCUUCCCUAGUCCCCCUUCUGAUCAUGCUUCUCUACUUCUCGACGCCAGCCCUUCGCCGCCGACCCAUAUUCCUCAUGAAUUUGUUCUCUGUCUCCGUAGGAAUUGCCUUCAAUGUCGGCCUUGCCGCCUACAAUAUUAAUGUAAUCCUACAUCCCGAAACGGCAAGUGACACCUCCAGGAGCAUCGCUGUGCUUGCCUGCGCGAUAACCCUCCCAGUCUUCAUCGAUAUCAUUCUUGCCUUCCGGCUGUACGUGGUGCUACCCCGCCACAGUACAUCAAAGACAAUGCUCUGCAUCGUAUUCAUACCUCUUGCCUUGUUCAAGAUCGCACGUCUGAUCAACAUUGGCAUCUUCUUGAAAAAACUCUCGGUUCUACUACGUAGCAACGACCCUGCCGCCAGCCUUGGUAGCGGAUUUGAGCACUUUAACCCGAACCACAAGAUCGAAUGGUCCCUCCUCGUGCUCGACAACUGUUACGCAUCCUUAUUCUUCCUUUGGAAGCUAGGAAUGGGCCGUCGAUCUGCCAAGUCAUCUGGCAUAGUCUCGAGCGCUAAAGACACAUUGAAACGACUGUUUUAUCUAGCGGCAGCAAGUUUCGUCUUUCCUUGCGUCUUGGGCAUUGGGCAACUCGUCUUUGCCUUUCAAGGGAAGGGUUCCUAUGCAUCCUAUAUAUUCUUUACGAACGUCAAUGUCGAGAUCGUUUGUUCCCUCUUGGCGACAUUAUGGUGUGCCCAAAGUCGUUGGGCUGAGCAGCAUGCUCUUCAUCAACCUGAGACGAGCCGAAUCUCGUCGUUUAAAGCCAAAUCUCGUGGCAUGGCAAGCUUGGAGAUACGGACCCACAGCGUAGGGGGUUCAGAACAAGGGAUAAGGGAGAGUGCCAAUAGAUCCGAUGUCGAAUUGGGUACGUUCAAGGUUGAAAGUGUCUCGCACGUAGACGGGACGGAUGUACGCCGGAAGAUUGUGGCAUGA